AUGGCAUCCACUCCCCCGCCUCCCUCACCGUCAUCGUUGCGGACUCCGGCCGCGCCACGUUAUGGUGGUGGUUAUGAUCAAUAUUCGCCGUAUCCAACUCGAUCGUCAGCCAGAAUCGCCAACCAGAAGGCUGCAAGAGUCGCCAAAAAAACCCCAGAGCCCGUGUCAGACUGCCCCAGCUCGCCGAGCAAGUCGCGUUCAAAGAAUGGAAAAGUGGACGUUGGCGCAGCCGCUCCAAGUAGCAGUGCGAGACAGCCUGUGCGAAACCGUGGGGUGGCUUCAAAACAAAAGGCGCCCGCUGACGUCCCGACCUUCACUUUCGACGACUACGACCUGUUGUCCCACAGUUCUCCUCGCUCCCGCUCGCGCCCGACGGUGAGCCAAGCCGCGCUCCCAACGCCAGCCAAAACGCCUUCCAAGCGCAAAUUGCCCUCCUCUGACUUUUCAUCCGCCUCCCGUUCUCUAUUCCCCAUGCAAUCUCCGGCGCGACGCAAGAAGCGUGCUCCCCUCUCGCUGGACAGCUUCGAAUCCACUGCACCGGCCGAGAUCCAAAUUUACACCGAUUCCCGUGAUCGCGUCCCGAAGUCUAUCACCGGCAUGGACACUCCCUUCAACAAAAAAGCCAACCAGCACAACUCUGGCGCCGGAUCAAACUCUCGGACACCCAAGCGUUCCCGCAGAGGUGGACAUGGGGGCAUGGAAACUGAGUCGUCUGAACCUGUUGUCAAUGAUCAACACGCUGACAACCACGAUACCGAUAUUGAGCUCGAUGAGUCCAUGGAUGUUGAUGCGAUGCCUCGUGCCAACGAAAAGCAGGACUCGAUUGCUCGUGCUGGUGGCAUGACCAUGAUCUUCCGUGGCAAGAAGAUUUUUAACGACUUUGACGACGAACUUUCUGAUGAUGGCGAGGACCUGGGCUUAUUCGCCUCUCGCCCUGACCUGCUGCAGGAUGCCGAUUUCAGCAGCGUCAAGCCAUUGACCCGCAAUUCCAUCAAGCCCCGUCGUCUCUUUGCCGAGGCAAAACCCCAACCUCAACUGCCGAUCGAGGAAGAGGCCACCGAUGAUGAAUGUCACCCCGAGGCUGAGUCUGAGGCACUCCCUGAGGGCUCCCAAUCUCCCUUCACCCCGCAGUCACCUGAGUUCCCUCGCGCUCCCGAUGGCACGCGCAAUCUCCGCUCGGCUGCUGGACAUGGCAGCGCGCUUGAUGCGACCCCGACCGCCUCUGCGUCAAAGUCGAAGUCGGAUACCCAACGCAAGACUGCUAGCCCGUUCUUCCAGUGGUUGCGACAGAAGCCCUCGCCCGAUGAGCUCACGUCGACCGGAAGCUCGCCCACUAAGCGUGGACGCCGCGCCGGGAGCCCAGACGCGCGGUCUACUAAGAAGACCCGGAGCACUCGUGCGACUGCUCAGUCCGAGGCUGUUGAAGAAGAUUCGCUUUCGUAA
Messenger RNA from Penicillium argentinense, 1443 nucleotides. RefSeq lists its product as uncharacterized. The record is from RefSeq and is a predicted model, not a curated record. The transcript has 3 exons. Bases 1 to 1443 code for a protein of 480 amino acids. NCBI's taxonomy places the organism in Eukaryota, Fungi, Ascomycota, Eurotiomycetes, Eurotiales, Aspergillaceae.